AGACAGUUUUGCACGAUGAUUGAGCCCUUCUUAGGAACCUGGAAACUGGUCUCCAGUGAAAACUUCGAGGAUUACAUGAAAGAACUGGGAGUGGAUUUUGCAGCCAGGAAUGUCGCAGGUUUAGUAAAGCCAAGUGUUAGUAUCAGUUUCAAUGGGGAAAAGGUGAACAUCCAAACAGAAAGUUCAUUCAGGAACACAGAGAUCUCCUUCAAGCUGGGGGAAGAAUUUGAUGAGACCACUGCAGACAACCGGAAAGUGAAGAGCAUCAUAACGUUAGAAGGUGGGUCAAUGAUCCAGGUCCAAAAAUGGCUCGGCAAAGAGACAACAAUUAAAAGAAAAAUUGUGGAUGGAAAGAUGGUGGUGGAAUGUACCAUGAACAGCAUCGUCAGCACCAGGACCUACGAAAAGGUGUGAAGAAAUGGUGGGCACCAGCAAGAACUUGGCGCUACAGAAAACUUGC
Psammomys obesus (fat sand rat) is the source of this 460-nucleotide messenger RNA. RefSeq names its product fatty acid binding protein 9 (gene Fabp9). The transcript has 4 exons. Gene Ontology annotation, cellular component: nucleus; cytosol. Lineage: Eukaryota; Metazoa; Chordata; Mammalia; Rodentia; Muridae. The record is from RefSeq and is a predicted model, not a curated record. Bases 16 to 414 code for a protein of 132 amino acids. Gene Ontology annotation, molecular function: fatty acid binding. Gene Ontology annotation, biological process: fatty acid transport.